GUGCCAGAGCAGUCUCCUUUGCUGUGCUUCUCUGAGAAACACACACCCACACACACCAGAACACUCUUCAUUGCUGGUUGGGGGAGAGUGCUGAAUCCUUUCCUCUUUGCCUGGAUCAUGCUGCCCUGGAAAAGAAGUAAGUUUGUGCUGGUGGAGAACGAGUCCAAAAGCAAGCCGAAAAGUCUUGGAGCUGGACUGACUUAUCAUUCCCUGCUUUCGACUUUGCUCCACUCCUGUCCGGACCUUGUUCCCGACUGCCCGUUUCAAUGGCUGGGGAGCGUUUUCCACAGCAAACGCCAGAAAGUGGAGCUCAACAAAGAGGAACCCACCUACAACGUGCGUUACCUGGGCAGCGCAGUCACCAUCAUGGCUAAAGGUGAGGAUUGCAUGCAGGAGGCGGUGGCUAAGAUUUGGAUUCGCAGCAACUACGGCGAACAGAGCGCCAAGAUGAAGGUCAGCGUCGGGCCGCACGGAAUUCGCAUGGGGGUGGAUAAAGGUGGCAAAAAGAAGCCCGUCCACCUUUAUUCCCUCAACCGUAUCACAUACUGCAGUGCUGACCCCUUCCGGCCAAAGAUCUUUGCGUGGAUUUACAGGCAUCAGGUGAAGAAUAAAGCGGUGGUUCUACGAUGCCACGCCAUCCUGUUGGCGAAGGCAGAAAAGGCCCGAGCAUUAACUCUCAGCCUGUACCAAAACUCAACAUCGGCAUUCACAGAGUUCAAACGACUAAAGCGCCAGUCCGACUUCCGUCAUUGCCAGCAGCAGCUGUUGGGCGAGGACAUUGUGCCUCUUAUGCCUCUUCGGAGACUCCUGAAUGGCCAAUGCCACUACCAGCCACCUGCAGAAAAGCCUGGAAGCGCCACACGGCUCUCCUCGAUUACUGAGGAAGAGGAGGAGGAUGAGGAUGGACCGAGGGAUGCUGAAUCCACCAACACGAAAAACGCCGGAACUCCCAGUCCUUCUCCUCCAGAGAAAGAUCUGGGGAAGAUCGUAAAUAGACUGGAUGAGGUUUCGAUUACCAGCUGGGAUGAAGCACAGAUGACUAUCAGCACUCUGGUGUGACGUCAAAUGAAUACAGUUUAGUGUCCUCACCACUGAGCCUCUGUCCUGUCGCCUCUCUUGCCAACCCACUCUGUUUGGUACGUCCAUCAAUGCACCGUGAAACAGCCCCUCGAAACUCGGGAUAAGGUCCGUUGGCAGCCACAAUGCCGCCUGCAGAGGAAGCGUUACACGAGCUGUAUGGAGAGGAAGAGCCAGUAGAAGCACAAUGUAAGGAAGACCACAGGUACAACAAUCAUCUCGGAGUUUGUUGAGAGCUUACACUGAAAAGCCUUUAUCUACCCCCGACAUUGAGCAAAGCUUAAACUGCACACCCAAAGAAGAUAAAGAAUUCAUCUUGUACUCUCGUACUCACUGUGAUUUUGUGAGUACAUGCCAAGUGCUUUAGACUGAUGGACUAUGAGAAGGAACCUUAAAAUGUGACUUUUUGUACAACCAGAUGGUCUUUUGAUGUUUAUAACUGUCCCCCGGUGACCUCUUUCAACUGGCUCCGCUUCAAUGGGAUGCGGUUAAAGCCGGUUUAUUGGCAUUGGGAGCAGCACUAAUGAAUUAAACCAUAACUUAGGAAUCGAGGCAUUGACUUGACAUGUUUACUGCUGCCAUUCGUCAUAGCUCUGCUAAUCAGUAAUGCAUAACAAUUGGAGGCAUCACCUGUGACGUUUGAGAUGGGCCUUUUAAAACAUUUAUGAAUGGUAUCUAUUUUACACUGUGAUUUGUUUGGGACCAAAAGGCAGCAAUGUAUCUUGUAUUUAUUCAAACAAGCAAUUGUAAUUUAUGCUGAAUAUGUGUUGGUGUAAUUAAAUAAUCAUAAAAACUAAUUUUUAUGCCAUUCACGUGAAGGUCGUAGCUCCCAUCUAUGAACUCUAGCAUGUGUUUUUGUAAUUUCAGCUCAUCGUAUUAAUCUUCUGGAAACUAUAUGGAGAAUAUGGUGAUUUUUUUUCUACUACUUUCAUCUUUUUCUGCACAAUGGGACACUGUCAGUGUGG
Sinocyclocheilus anshuiensis is the source of this 2042-nucleotide messenger RNA. RefSeq names its product protein FAM43B-like. NCBI's taxonomy places the organism in Eukaryota, Metazoa, Chordata, Actinopteri, Cypriniformes, Cyprinidae. The transcript has a single exon. Bases 118 to 1059 code for a protein of 313 amino acids. The record is from RefSeq and is a predicted model, not a curated record.